This is a messenger RNA of Leptonychotes weddellii (Weddell seal), 3585 nucleotides long. The record is from RefSeq and is a predicted model, not a curated record. Lineage: Eukaryota; Metazoa; Chordata; Mammalia; Carnivora; Phocidae.
AUGGGUUCUUCCACCUUCACUGUGGUCCCCUCGGCCACCCGGCUGGGAGACCACAGGGUGCAGUUUGUGCCCCACCCCGCUCUGCGCCCUGACCCUCUCGCUCUGUUUCAGAAUGCCGUGCUGCACUACCCAUGGUGGGGUACCUUCUCGCCCACGCCGUUCCCGGCCUUCUCCCGUGAAAGCCACCAGUUCAUGAGCUCCACCUCCUUCAUUGCCAGCCAGCCCUGCGCGGACACCAGCUACGGACCCUCCACCACCACCUCUAGCUUCCUGCCAAAGACGGGUGACUUUCCUCAGGAUUCCGUGUACCUCGACGACCUCUCCAACGCCUCCAUCUUCUCCUCGUCCGUGGACUCCCUCUCAGACAUCGCGGACACGCCUGACUUCCUGCCGGCCGACAGCCUCAGCCAGGUGCCCACCAUCUGGGAUGUGAGCACCGGCCCCUCCGCCCACGACAAGCUGCUCCUGCCCAGUGGGCCAUGGACAGGCCUUGAGGACCCCGUGUCCUCCCUUUCCAGCACCCCACUUCUUGUCAGCUACCAGUCUCAGAGUCAGCCUGAGGAGGAAGAUGAGGCAGAGGAGGAUGAGGGGGAGGAGCUGGGCCACACAGAGACCUACGCUGACUACGUGCCGUCCAAAUCUAAGAUCGGGAAGCAGCAUCCGGACCGCGUGGUGGAGACCAGCACGCUGUCCAGCGUCCCACCGCCAGACAUCACCUACGCCCUUGCCCUGCCUGCUUCCGACAGCGGGGCCCUGUCCGCCCUGCAGCUCGAGGCCAUCACCUAUGCUUGCCAGCAACACGAGGUACUGCUCCCCAGCGGGCAGCGGGCCGGCUUCCUCAUUGGCGAUGGCGCCGGCGUGGGCAAGGGGCGUACGGUGGCCGGCAUCAUCCUGGAGAAUUACCUGCGGGGCCGGAAGAAGUCCCUGUGGUUCAGCGUCUCCAACGAUCUCAAGUAUGACGCAGAGCGCGACUUGCGGGACAUCGACGCCCCGGGCAUCGCGGUGCACGCGCUGAGCAAGAUCAAGUACGGCGACAACACUACCUCAGAGGGCGUCCUCUUCGCAACCUACUCCGCCCUGAUCGGGGAGAGCCAGGCCGGCGGGCAGCACCGCACGCGCAUCCGCCAGAUCUUGGAGUGGUGCGGGGAGGCCUUCGACGGAGUCAUUGUGUUUGAUGAGUGCCACAAAGCCAAGAAUGCCAGCUCCACGAAGAUGGGCAAGGCCGUCCUGGACCUGCAGAACAAGCUGCCCCUGGCCAGAGUGGUCUACGCCAGCGCCACAGGUGCCUCCGAGCCCCGGAACAUGAUCUACAUGAGCCGCCUGGGCAUCUGGGGCGACGGUACACCCUUCCGAACCUUCGAGGAGUUUCUGCACGCCAUCGAGAAGAGGGGUGUGGGUGCCAUGGAGAUCGUGGCUAUGGACAUGAAGGUCAGCGGCAUGUACAUUGCUCGCCAGCUCAGCUUCUCCGGCGUCACCUUCCGCAUCGAGGAGAUCCCACUGGCCCCAGCCUUCGAGCGUGUCUACAACCGUGCGGCCCUGCUGUGGGCCGAGGCCCUGGGCGUGUUCCAGCAGGCAGCCGACUGGAUCGGCCUCGAGUCUCGCAAGUCCCUGUGGGGUCAGUUCUGGUCGGCUCACCAGCGUUUCUUCAAGUAUCUCUGCGUUGCUGCCAAAGUGCACCGGCUGGUGGAGCUGGCCCGAGAGGAGCUGGCCCAGGACAAGUGUGUGGUCAUCGGGCUGCAGUCCACGGGCGAGGCUCGGACCCGGGAGGUGCUGGACGAGAAGGAUGGGCAGCUCGACUGCUUUGUCUCUGCUGCUGAGGGUGUCUUUCUGUCACUCAUUCAGAAGCACUUUCCUUCAACCAAAAGAAAGCGAGAGAGAGGAGCAGGCAGUAAGAGAAAACGGCGGCCCCGGGGCCGCGGGGUCAAGGCGCCCAGGCUGGCGUGCGAGGCGGCAGGCGUGAUCCGCAUCAGUGACGACAGCAGCACGGAGUCAGACGCCGGCCUGGACAGUGACUUCCACUCCUCCCCCGAGUCCGUGCUGGACGACGACGUGGUCAUCUUGGACGCCGUCGGGCUGCCGGCCGAUGACCGCGGGCCCCUGUGCCCCCUGCAGCGGGACCCACACGGCCCCGGCAUCCUGGAGCGUGUUGAGCGGCUAAAGCAGGACCUGCUGGCCAAGGUGCGGGUGCUGGGCCGGGAGCUGCCUGUUAACACUCUGGAUGAGCUCAUCGACCAGCUCGGAGGCCCGGAGCGAGUGGCCGAGAUGACCGGCAGGAAGGGCCGCGUGGUGUCCAGGCCCGACGGGACAGUGGCCUUCGAGUCUCGGGCAGAGCAAGGCCUCUCCAUCGACCACGUGAACCUCAGGGAGAAGGAGCGCUUCAUGAGUGGGGAGAAGCUCGUGGCGAUCAUCUCCGAGGCCUCCAGCUCCGGCAUCUCCCUCCAAGCUGACCGCCGCGUCCAGAACCAGCGGCGCCGGGUCCACAUGACGCUCGAGCUGCCCUGGAGCGCUGACCGUGCCAUCCAGCAGUUCGGCCGGACCCACAGGUCCAACCAGGUCUCUGCCCCCGAGUACAUCUUCCUCAUCUCUGAGCUGGCUGGGGAGCGCAGGUUUGCCUCCAUUGUUGCGAAACGGCUGGAGAGCCUGGGGGCUCUGACCCAUGGGGACCGCCGUGCUACUGAGUCCCGCGACCUGAGCAAAUACAACUUUGAGAACAAGUACGGCGCCCGGGCCCUCAGCUGCGUCCUUACCACCAUCCUGAGCCAGACUGAGAACAAGGUGCCACUGCCCCAGGGCUACCCCGGAGGAGAUGCCGCCUUUUUCCGGGACAUGAAGCAGGGCCUGCUGUCCGUUGGCAUCGGUGGGCGCGAGUCCAGGUCUGGCUGUCUGGAUGUGGAGAAGGAUUGCUCCAUCACCAAGUUCCUGAACCGCAUCCUGGGGCUAGAGGUGCACAAGCAGAACGCGCUGUUCCAGUACUUCUCGGACACCUUUGACCACCUCAUCGAGAUGGACAAGAAGGAGGGCAAAUACGACAUGGGCAUUCUGGACCUGGCUCCAGGCAUCGAUGAGAUCUAUGAGGAAAGCCAGCAGGUCUUCCUGGCCCCCGGGCACCCACAGGACGGGCAGGUGGUCUUCUACAAGAUCAGUGUGGACCGUGGCCUGAAGUGGGACGAGGCUUAUGCCCGGUCGCUGGAGCUGACGGGCACCAACGAUGGCUUCUACCUCUCCUUAAAGGUUCGGGGCAACAAGCUGAGCUGCCUCCUGGCCGAGCAGAACCGCGGCAAGCACUUCACCGUGUACAAGCCUAACGUGGGUCGGCAGAGCCAGCUGGAGACGUUCGACAGUCUGUGCCGGAAGUUCCGCCGGGUACGCGUGGGGCCGAGGGGCCGGGUCCGCGUGGGGCCGAGGGGCCGGGGCCGCGACAUCAACUUCAAGGAGGUGUUGGAGGACAUGCUGCGUUCCCUCAACGCCGGGCCGCCCUCCGUUCCCCCUGGGCCGGGCGCAGGGGCAGCAGGGGUGCCCGGUGGGGGCGGGGGCGCUGAGCGGCAGAGCGUCAUCCAGUUCGGCCCCCCCUUUCCAAACUCCUAG